GGGGUCGGAUUGCGCAGCAUUUUACAGGACAGAGCAGGCUAUUACAGUAGCCAGCCAUGGACGCGAAAAGCUCCUCCUUGGCUUCUUCAGAUGCAUCUGGUAGGAAGUUGAAAUUACCUGCAGUUGAUUCAAGAAAAGUAUUUGCAUCCGUCAGCAUGAAGGAAGAAAAGCCAUUUGAUUUUCUGCGUACUGUAUUUGAGGGUGUCAUAGCAGGAGGUACAGCGGGUGUGGUUGUUGAGACAGCUUUAUACCCCAUUGAUACAAUAAAGACACGGCUACAGGCUGUGCGUGGAGGAGGACAGAUAGUAUUGAAGGGGCUUUACGCUGGUUUGGGUGGAAAUAUUGCUGGUGUGUUGCCGGCUUCUGCUGUAUUUGUUGGCGUGUACGAACCUACCAAGCAGAAAUUGCUUAGGACUUUUCCUGAAAACCUCAGUGCAAUAGCUCAUUUUAUGGCUGGUGCAGUAGGAGGUAUUGCUGCUUCCCUUAUUCGCGUUCCAACGGAGGUUGUUAAACAACGGAUGCAAACUGGACAAUUUGCAUCAGCCCCAGAUGCGGUCCGCCUAAUUGCAGCAAAAGAAGGUUUUAAAGGACUCUAUGCAGGAUAUGGAUCUUUUCUAUUGAGAGAUUUGCCAUUCGACGCAAUCCAAUUUUGCAUUUAUGAGCAACUACGAAUAGGUUACAAGUUGGCGGCAAAGCGAGAUUUGAAUGAUCCUGAAAAUGCCGUUAUUGGAGCUUUUGCAGGGGCAUUAACCGGUGCUAUAACCACUCCCCUUGAUGUCAUUAAGACAAGAUUAAUGGUUCAAGGAUCUGCAAACCAGUAUAAUGGAAUUCUUGAUUGUGUUCAAACGAUUGUCAAGGAGGAAGGACCUAAAGCUCUUUUGAAGGGCAUUGGACCCCGAGUGCUAUGGAUAGGCAUCGGUGGUUCUAUCUUCUUCGGCGUCCUUGAAAGCACAAAGCGAUUACUAGCAGAGAGGCGUCCCGCUGCUCGUGAAGACCCGAAGCAAGAGUAGCAUUUUCGGAAGAGUUUGGAGGGUUCGGCCAUACGAUCUCGUAAUGACAAAUAUCUAGAAUUAGUAUCUAUGGCUAGCAAGCUUCAUUUAGUUUAUGUAUGAGGUUAUGAGAAUAGCAAGGGAUUAGAGAGUUGUAUACUACUUGAUUCUUUGUAGAAACAGUGAGUUAUCACUGCAAAAUAAUGAAUCAGUUUGCCCCAAAAUGGGCUGUUUUGGUUUC
Molecule: messenger RNA, 1230 nt
Organism: Momordica charantia (bitter melon)
Lineage: Eukaryota; Viridiplantae; Streptophyta; Magnoliopsida; Cucurbitales; Cucurbitaceae
Gene: SAMC1
Product: S-adenosylmethionine carrier 1
Biological process (GO): transmembrane transport
Source: RefSeq, a predicted model, not a curated record